CAAAUAAUUAACACUUCGUUCCACUCCGUCCGCACUUGAACCCGUACAAGCGAGGGCAGUAUCAUGCCCCGCCCGAUGUUAGGGGCAACUGCUCCUGAUUGCUAAGCUACCCCGCUUCAACCAGCUGCUAGCUUCAGUCAUGACGCUCUAUCUCAACCUUGUAGGUCCGAUGCGGCAAUUCAAGACGUACCAGUAUAAAGAAGCCUAUGCUGCUAGCUGGAUCUCAGGCUCAAUGCCUUGGAAUCCACGGUUUCUUUCCAAUCGACCCGAGCUAACUUAUGUGAUCACGACUGGCGACCAUUCGCCCAUUACUCAACUGCCUCAAUACCUUUAAUUGCCUCUUAAGUACUUCCAUCACCACCACAAUGCCUGUCGAAUCCAAGUACCAGCCCCACGACAUGGUGUUUCGUCACCUUGGGCCGACUGGUCUCAAGGUAUCUGUGUUCUCUCUCGGCGGCUGGCUCACUUACGGCGGUACGCAAAAAGGAAGCAUUGUGAAGGAAUGCCUCCAGACAGCCUGGGACCAGGGUAUCAACUUCUUCGAUACGGCUGAAACUUAUGCCAACGGCGACUGCGAGAUCGAGAUGGGCCAGGCACUCAAGGAGCUGGCGUGGCCACGCGACGAAUAUGUGCUCGCUACUAAGAUCUUCUUCGGCACCGGCCGAAAGGAACCCAACACGAGAGGUCUGAGCCGGAAACACAUUAUCGAGGGCCUCAAGAGCAGCUUGCAGAGGCUGGAACAACCGUACGUCGACAUCGUUUUCGCUCACCGCCCCGAUCGGGCCACGCCCAUGCGCGAGAUUGUCGAGGGAUUCACGCAGGCCAUCCGCAAUCUGAAUAUGGCGUACUACUGGGGAACCUCAGAGUGGUCUGCCGUCGAGAUCAUGGAAGCCACCCAGAUUGCUGAUAAGUACAACCUCAUCGCCCCCGUCGUCGAACAACCGCAAUAUAACGCCUUCCACCGCGAGCGUUUCGAAGUCGAGUAUGCCCCACUUUACCAGCAGUUCCAAUAUGGCACCACCAUCUGGUCACCAUUAGCCUCGGGCUUGCUGACGGGCAAGUACAACGACGGCAUCCCCGACGAUUCGCGCUUCGCCAAUAAUAAAGACUUCUUCAAAGACACGGUCGGCGCUCUAAACGAGACAGAUGGCAAAGCCAAGCUAGAGAAGGUCAAAAAACUGAAGGCCAUCGCCGAGAAGUACGGUGCUACCACGGCCCAACUGGCCUUGGCCUGGGCCGCCAAGAACGAGAAUGUGAGCACCGUUAUUUUGGGUGCCAGCAAACCCCAACAAAUUGUCGAUAACUGCAAGGCUUUGAAGUUGCUCGACAAGUUGACGCCCGAUGUCAUGGACGAUAUUGAGAAGAUAUUGUGCAAUAAGCCGGUGCCCAGGGCGACCUUGGGUAGAGAGCGACCGGGCUGGUGCUAAACAAACCGUCUUGGAAAUGAUUUGCAAGGUUUUGUACUGCAGCACCAGUUAUGUCAUCUCAGAUAUAUACAUGCAUGUAUCUGUCACACAGCCUAUCAAAUUAUCUCCGUCUAUGCACACCGCCUAUGUGCUGGGUGCUGCGGUUGAGCCACUUGCCCAUAGAUUAGCCCUUCCGUAGCUGCAGCCUUUGGGAUUUGGUCACAUCAACAUCAUACUCAUUACCACCCACUUGCCUCUACUGCCUCAAGAUUGCGAUGCUUGGUUCAUGUGGGUGAGUCUUGUCUGACGUUAGUGUAUAGCCGUGCAUGGUCGUGAGACAGUAUGGUUUCUAUCUUCUAGAGAUGCUAUAUUUUUACUUAAUUUAAUUAAUCCAACUUCUAAAAUGGCAAA
Pseudomassariella vexata is the source of this 1817-nucleotide messenger RNA. Its product is annotated as NADP-dependent oxidoreductase domain-containing protein. NCBI's taxonomy places the organism in Eukaryota, Fungi, Ascomycota, Sordariomycetes, Amphisphaeriales, Pseudomassariaceae. The transcript has 3 exons. The record is from RefSeq and is a predicted model, not a curated record. The coding region runs from base 366 to 1427 and encodes 353 amino acids.